AUUACAAUAUGUUGUGUUAAUUGUGUAACUUUUAAUUUAAAUUUAUAUGAUCUUUUCAUUAUUGCAGUUAGAAGUAAAAAGUGUACAUAAUGAGUUACGAAAUUCAAAGUACCUUACCAGAAAAAGUUCAAUCUUCGGUGAUGACUGAAUAUGAACGUCGUGGACCAGAAAAAGCGGUAAUGGGUGAACAGGAGCGUCGUGGCUCAGAACCUUCACUUAGACCUGCUUUUUUUCAAAAGUUUCGUGCACCGUUAGUGAAAACGAUAAUUCAACAAGUUGUUUCUGAGAGAUUAGAUCAAGCUAUAUAUGAUAAGGAUCAAGCUCCAGGUUGGGCUCAUGAAAUUGCUGAAGAAAUUAAAAAGAAAUUAUUGGAAAUGGAACUUAACAGAUACAAAUAUAUUGUCAAUGUAACGAUAAUGGAGAAUAAAGGGGCUGGUGCUCGUAUGCAAGUGAAUUGUUUAUGGGAUUCCGAUACUGAUAAUCUUGCACAAGAGACUUUUAAAAACGUAAACGGAACAAUUAUAUGUGUAGUAAUGGCAUUUGGAGUGUACUUUUAUUAAAUAUUUUAAUUUAAUAUAAAUGCAUAAUUAUUAUAAGAUAGAAAAUUUUUUUUAAUAUCAACUAUCAAAGUAUCAAUAAUAUUUUUUUAAAAAUAUCAAUUUGUAAGAGAGUUUAUUUAAUAUAAAUUGAUUAGUAGAAAUAGACUUUAUU
Rhizophagus irregularis DAOM 181602=DAOM 197198 is the source of this 711-nucleotide messenger RNA. RefSeq lists its product as uncharacterized. The record is from RefSeq and is a predicted model, not a curated record. Lineage: Eukaryota; Fungi; Glomeromycota; Glomeromycetes; Glomerales; Glomeraceae. Gene Ontology annotation, cellular component: cytoplasmic dynein complex; cytoplasm. Gene Ontology annotation, biological process: microtubule-based movement. Gene Ontology annotation, molecular function: dynein intermediate chain binding.